Plenodomus lingam JN3 is the source of this 1278-nucleotide messenger RNA. RefSeq lists its product as uncharacterized. The record is from RefSeq and is a predicted model, not a curated record. NCBI's taxonomy places the organism in Eukaryota, Fungi, Ascomycota, Dothideomycetes, Pleosporales, Leptosphaeriaceae. Gene Ontology annotation, molecular function: glutamate-5-semialdehyde dehydrogenase (NADP+) activity; NADP binding.
AUGUCUCUAACAAAUGCAACGCCGCUUGAAGUGGCACAAGCUGCCCGAUUGGGAUCACGAAAACUUGCCAUCUUAUCGACCGAAGAGCGUAAUGCAUCUUUGACGGCUAUCCACGCAGCACUUGCUGCAGGAAAAGAGGAGGUAUUGGCAGCCAAUGUGAAGGAUUUGGAAUCUGCCAACAAAGCAGCCGCAGGGGGAACGCUGAGCGCAAGUUUGGUGAAGAGAUUGGACCUGUCGAAACCUGGAAAAUAUGAAGACAUGCUGCAAGGCAUUCUGGAUGUGCGAGACCUCGAGGAUCCCAUCAACAAGACGGUUUCACGCACGCUACUGGACGAUGGCCUACUCUUGAGCAGGAUCACGUGUCCGAUUGGGGUACUUUUGAUCAUCUUCGAAGCCCGUCCAGAAGUCAUUGCCAACAUCAGUGCUCUUGCGAUCAAAUCCGGAAAUGCUGCCAUUCUUAAGGGAGGACGAGAGUCCAGUCACAGUUUCGCGGCCAUAGCUUCCCUCAUCUCAAAAGCACUGGCAGGUACAGCAGUGCCGAGUGAUUGCCUGCAGCUUGUCCAGACACACGACGUUAUUGCCGAUUUGUUGAAACAGGAUACAUACAUUGACCUGUGCAUUCCAAGAGGAGGCAAUAAACUCGUCCGUUAUGUAAAAGACAGCACCACCAUUCCUGUUCUCGGCCAUGCGGACGGAAUCUGCUCAACAUAUCUCUGCGCAGACUACCCUGCCGACAAAGCCACACGCAUCAUCCUCGACGCAAAGACAAGUUACCCAGCUGGCUGCAACGCCCUCGAGCAACUCCUCGUCGAAGAAUCCGCACUCACAGCCACCCUCCCCACCAUCGCAGACGCCCUCCUCAAGAAAGGCGUCUCUCUCCGCUGCGACCCCGCCUCGCUCGCGGCCCUCUCCCAAACCCUAGAUGCCCACUCCGCCGUCCUCCUCCAACCCGCAGAACCAAAAGACUACAGCACCGAAUUCCUCGACCUCAUCCUCGCCCUCAAAACAGUCCCAGACGUCUCCCACGCAAUCCAACACAUCAACUCCCACGGCUCCCACCACACAGACGCCAUCCUCACCCUUGACGCCCCAACCGCUGAAUCCUUCCUCGCCGCCGUCGACAGCAGCAGCGUCUACUGGAACACGUCGACCCGCAUGGCCGACGGCCAGCGCUACGGCUUCGGCACCGAGGUCGGCAUCAGCACGAACAAAAUUCAUAGCAGGGGUCCUGUGGGCUUGGAGGGUUUGACGAUAUAUAAGUGGGUGAUCAAGGGGUGA